Oryzias melastigma (Indian medaka) is the source of this 3990-nucleotide messenger RNA. RefSeq names its product calcium/calmodulin-dependent protein kinase type II subunit gamma. Gene Ontology annotation, cellular component: neuron projection; cytoplasm. The record is from RefSeq and is a predicted model, not a curated record. Gene Ontology annotation, biological process: protein phosphorylation. NCBI's taxonomy places the organism in Eukaryota, Metazoa, Chordata, Actinopteri, Beloniformes, Adrianichthyidae. Gene Ontology annotation, molecular function: calcium/calmodulin-dependent protein kinase activity; ATP binding; calmodulin binding.
UUCUGCAGAAGUUCUGGUGGAAUCAUUGUGCUCACUCCCCAGAAGCUUGUCUAAGAGCAUUUUUCUGCUGCAUUGUAGUUUGGCCCAGAGGCUGGGUGUAUCCCAACCAGUGCAGUAAAAUGAUGCAGGGAUGUUCCCUGCAAUAAAUGAAGGGUCUAAGGGUCAUAUUCUGCACCGUUCAUUACAUCAUAAUGUACACAUCUUUUUUUAAAAAGAAAAAAGAACUGAUUCAGUCUGGAUGAGGUUAAAAUUUUAGCUUCCCAAUGAUUCAAAUGACUUCAUUGAACUGAUGACACUGAUCUCAUGCCACAUAUUCUCGCGAGAGUUCCUGCCCUUUACCGCACACAAACACACACACACACCAUCAUCACUAUUCUCCUCUCGCCAGCCCCUCCCUUUCCGUCUCUUUUCGACUCUCCUCUUCAGUCUUGCUUGCCUGUCAGUAAGGUACCCUGGUGUUGGAGGCUAGGCUACCCUCCUCUCGGACACAGUACGACAGCCAGCCGCCGUCGUGCCCCAAGGCUCGGGCUCCCCCCCUUUUCACGGUCCAACAAUGGCAACUACCGCUACUUCAACCCGGUUUACCGACGAGUAUCAGCUGUACGAGGAGCUCGGGAAGGGAGCUUUUUCAGUGGUGCGUAGGUGUGUUAAGAAGUCAUCGGGACAAGAAUAUGCUGCAAAAAUCAUAAACACUAAGAAGCUGUCUGCGAGAGACCAUCAGAAACUCGAGAGGGAGGCCCGGAUUUGCCGUCUUCUGAAGCAUCCCAACAUUGUGAGGCUCCAUGACAGCAUUUCAGAGGAAGGCUUUCAUUACCUAGUCUUUGACCUUGUGACAGGAGGAGAGCUUUUUGAAGACAUUGUAGCCAGGGAGUACUACAGUGAGGCUGAUGCUAGGAGUCUCAGAGCACAGUGGUGCACAACCCUCCAGACGGAGUCAAGGGAUCAACGGAGAGCAACGCCACCAAUGACGAGGAGGAAAUGAAAGCGGACAGUUCGGCGCUGAGUCAGAGCAGCGCCGCAGAGGAGAUGCCUCCACUUCUGCCCUCACCUCAAAGCUCACCUGCCAUUCCACCGCAUGACGUAAAGCGCAUGGCAUGGAACAGCACAGUCAACAGCUCCUGUCCCGACUCUGACCACUCACAGUCCUCAGUUGUUGCUGCUCCACUAGGGAGCAACGCUGUCGCUGCUAAAAGCAACACUAAGCCGACUCGUAAGCAAGAGAUCAUUAAGAUAACAGAGCAGCUGAUUGAGGCGAUCAACAAUGGAGACUUUGAAGCUUACACGAGGAUUUGUGACCCCGGCCUCACCUCGUUUGAACCGGAGGCUCUUGGAAACCUGGUGGAGGGCAUGGACUUCCACAAGUUCUACUUUGAAAACUUGCUGAGCAAGAACAGCAAACCCGUGCACACCACCCUCCUUAACCCCCACGUGCACCUGAUCGGCGAGGACGCCGCCUGCAUAGCCUACAUCCGGCUCACUCAGUUCGUGGAUUCCAUGGGCCGCCCUCGUUCCAGCCAAUCAGAGGAGACCAGGGUGUGGCACCGCCGCGACGGGAAGUGGCUGAACGUGCACUUUCACUGCUCAGGAGCGCCUGCUGCACCCCUACAGUGAUCAGCGGUCCGGAGCCUCCAGUCUACGGGAGUGCGUGUUUUGGGGGCAGUUUUUUUCAGCAGGCGUGUUUAAGAGGUCCGUCCUCUGCGUGGAUUGGCUCAUGCCAGGAGCCCGGCCAGGCAAGAUCGCAUCCCUCUCUCCGUGUUACCAACCAAUCUUGUCCCUUCUAUGACCUGGCGGGGGCAGGCUGAUUCCAAGAACCUCGCCCCCCCCCAUGGGAUGAUGCAUGCAUCUGGCGCCUGAUUGGAGGGCGCACCUUUGCCCUCUGUCCCUCCCCUGGCAGCCAUCUUUUUUCUGCCCGCGCAAGAUGAGACAUCCUGGGGGAGGAGAGGAUUUACAGUGAACUUGUAACAGUUUAUGAGUAUGAGUUAUGAAUAUACUGUGUAAAUUAUGACUAGAUGUUCAAACCACCAAAACCCAACCUAGCAUUUAUUACCAUCUGAUAAGGAAAGGGAGCAGAGAAUGUGAAGUUUUUCUGGACUUGUUUAGGGAUUACCUGGUAGACAGUGUUCUGCUUUAUCUGGAUGCUAAGACGAAGGGAAAUCUUCCUCAAGUGAAUUCAAGAGGGAAAGUGAUGGAGUUAGCUCUGCCCGAGAACUCCACCGCCAGAAACUUGACAACAUGAAGCACCAAAGUGUAGAACUUUAGGCUUUUUACGUGUUUGUGUAUUUUGUUUUGCGACAGAACGGAGAGGAUGCGGUUGUGGGAUUUGGUCAUCCGGCGUUAAGGUUCCGUGUUCUUUUUUUUUAUGAUUAUUUUGUCGUGUUUUAGUGUCCUGUGAAAAACCGGAGCCUUUUGUUUCUGUGUGUGCGUGUUUUGUGUUUUUUUUGUUGUUGCUGGGACUGACUUAAAAAUUGAGGUUUUCUUUUAUGUAAAAGAAGCCAUUUUUGUUCGUUUUUUUUUUUUAAAGAAAAACAAAGAGGGAUUUUAAUUUGCAACUUUAAAGCUAGCCGGUUUGUGUCGUUUUUUUUUUUUUUUUCCUGUGCGUUUUCUAUAUGCAGCGGACAGAGAGGCCAGGAGAGGCGCCUGCAUUUCACAUGUUUGCCUGCUGCCUCUCACUCCACCCCCCCACCCCACCUCCAGCGUUUUUCUUUUUAAGCUUCAGCCUUUCUUUCUUUCUUUCUUUCCUCCCACUCUUUCUUCUGCUUUCUGCAAAGGCCUGUUUGUUAAUAUUCACUGUGUAAAUACAGUGUAUGUAUAGAUAUAUGUAGAAAGGUGUAAUAUAUGUAUCUAAGAGACACUCAUCCUGUGCAUUUGGGGGGGGUCCCACCUUUCCGUGACUCCUCCCACCGUAGUUUAGGAGCGAUGUCGUUGCUCUUAAUCAUUGAUGGAAUCCCCCCCUCUUAAGCCCCAUGGCCACACGACUGUUUCUGAAGAUGGGGAUCAAACGAGCACGAUGGAAGUAGCGAACCCCCCCCCACAUUUAAACAGCCUUCAAAGUCCUCAUCCCUCCACGCCGUGAGACGCUUCCUUCAUAUCACCCGCCGCCAUUGCGUCUCGGCUUUGUAACAUAUCCGCACCGCUGCUGUGUGACCGGCCUCGUCGUCGUGCUGCUUAAAACUGGUGACUCCUCCCCCUUUCUAUGCCCCCUCCCACCUCCGUGUUCAGUCUUGAUAUUUAUUUGUUCCUCUCUCCGUUGUUCCUCUGUUACUGAGUUGUUUUUUUUUUCUUGUCGGUGUUGUUGUUACCGUUAACUUUGCCGAUCUGCCAAGUUGGAGUUCUGCACUCUCCCUUACACACAGGGAAAAAAAACAAAAAAAAGAGGAAGUCAAACAGAAAGGAUCUAAAUUCUCUAAAUGUAAUCUACCCCGGUUGGUUUUAAACCAGAUUCUACAGAUGGAUGCGGGUCAUGUGACCUCAGCAGGAAACUUAGUUAUAUGCAUGUUUCAGUUACACAUUUCUACCAUGUACCUACAUGAUAAGGAUGGAGUUAGUGUUAAUAUAUGGUAUUUGCAUCUUUUGAAAUAUGAAAUUUCUCCAUCCAGAAUGUUUCAUAGGUGACAUGACAAUAUAAAAAAAAUAUUCAAAAUUGCAAAAAAAAAUUACAAAAAAGAUGAAUUGCAAAAAAAAAACAAAAAAAAAAAAACAAGGUUUCUGGAGCCGUAGCUUGGUAUGAGGCCCUCGACGUUUGCGUUUUCCCUGCGUUGUAAUGAUAUACUAUUUGGGCUGCGCUUUUUAUCCCCCUUCCAGCCUUUAACACGAAUGCUGGAUAUUUUAAUUUCUUUAUUUUUUUGCAUGAUCAUGAUGUACAAUGAAAUACAACCAUGAACUGAUGACUAUCAAGUGUUUGUCUGAGUGUUAGUUGGUCUUCAUCAUAGCUUUGUUAUUCUUGGAACUUGGAUCUUGAAAGUAUUUAAUAAAAAUACUAUUUCAGCACUG